GCAAACCGUUGCUGUGGCAACUGUGGAAGGAGAAUACCCGCAGACUGCAGAGAAAAAAUACACGAAUAUAAGUGAUGUUUUUUUUUACAAUGUUGUGACGAUCUCAUGUUAGUACAAGAUAUUGCACUACUCUGACAAGUCGCUCCAAACCGGUCCUAAAUUUGUCUGCCAAAUUUGGGGCUUUCUUUUCGCUCUGACAUAAAACCGACUGGUGUGGAACUGCACUGCGUGGGUUUACUUCAUCGUGCGAAUGAAGGCUAUGUGCGCCUGCAGGAGGCAUACUGCCAUUAUCAAUGUGCUGCAUUAGUCUGGAGCCUUCACGAGGUACUAGCAGCAGCUGAUAAACUAUAGCGAGAAAAAAAAUGUUAACCAUUGCAGGUGAAGAGUUUGCUGUCUGCCCACUGUCACAUAACGUUUGAGGUUGGUUUUUAUAAUGACAGUUAUUGGUGUGGCCCUGGUCAUAUCUGGCCUGACCGCAUUGGGCGUUGGUCUGGUCGCAGUCUGGGCUAAGUUCUGCAGUGAGUCAUGCGAUGCAACCAAGCUACUGGCCUACAUAAGGAGAACCAACGAAGAAAAGACAAGUCUAAUGAAGACAGACUACGGUGCCGCGUACCAGGUUAAUCAGUCAACCGAACUUCCCGCUGCUGAAGAGCCCGAUGGUGGUCAGUUUGUUCAAUAUGAAAACAUAUUUGCCAAAGCAGAGCAGGCGGUCUCUGCGGCUGCGCUGGAAUCGCACGGCAACUUCCAGCAGGCAGACGACCACCAUGACAUCUCCGACUCAGCAUCACGUGACGUCUCCCAGGAUGAACUGCUCAUGCGUAAACUAGUUCGUUGCUAUUCAAGCGAGUCGCUCAGCUCCGUGACGUCGGAAUCUUCGGUUCAAGAAAAUUUCAUGAACGUGGCUGGUCAAAUUGAAGUGGAGUUGGAUUACUCAACAGAGCAUAGCCGCUUCACAUUGACGCUCGUGCAGGCAACAGACCUCAAAGCCACAUGGGAGAACGCCACGCCCACUGACACUUACAUCAAGAUGCAUCUGAUGCCUGAGCAUGAUGUCAAAGGUCAAACCAAGGUGUACCGUAAGAGUCUAAACCCCGUGUACAAUGAGCGAAUCACCCUCAAGAUUGCCAAGGAAGAUCUGGCCGAGCAUUCGCUUAAAUUCACGGUGUACUCUUACGACCGUCACGCCAGGCACGAGGCAAUAGGUGAGACUGUAUUGAAGUUGGGUGAUGUGGAUCUACUCCCGGGACCAUUCAGUACUUGGCUGAAUCUUAGCGAUAUCAAUGAGAAACCGGCCGAUUUAGGUGAUAUCUUGUUCUCACUGAGUUACCUACCAACAGCAGAGCGACUAACGGUGGUUAUUGUCAAAGCACGUGGUCUUAAAUGGACGGACAAUAAAACAACCGCAGACCCAUUUGUGAAAGUCUAUCUAUUACAAGGGGGUAAAAAGGUUAGCAAAAAGAAGUCCUCCGUUAAAAGAGGUGACAAUUGCCCUAUCUUCAACGAAGCCAUGAUGUUUGCGGUACCAUCUACCAUCUUAGACAAAGUUACUGUUCGUAUAUCAGUCUCUGAAAAUGCACCUUCUGGCAAGACCCCCAGCGUAGGUCACGUGUUGGUUGGCUCGACCUGCAAGGGCGCCGCCGUAACACACUGGAAUCAAAUGAUGACCGUCCUGCGCCGUCCGAUAUCCAUGUGGCAUCCAUUGCGCAAAUGAAUAUUAAUUUAUUCAAAAUGGUAAUCGUAUUAUAACUUAUGUAAUAAUGUUCAUAGCGCCGACGAGACUCUUUAGAGCAAGUUCGAGUGUGCACAUUUUAGUCGACUACUGCCCGCAACGUACAUGCGCAGUGACGCACUCACUCGAACGACUCGUUUGGAAGCCUAGUCAACCAUCGGUACCACGGUAUCAACACGUUUUCGCUGUAGCGUCACUGGUACCCUUCUGCGCUUUACACAUGUUAGCAUUAAAUGGAAGUGUGGGGUGACCAGUAGAGAAACCAUGGCAAUUAAGCUGGUUCCAAAAGUAUGGUCGACCAAAGGGUGCGUUCAUUUAGCUUCCCCGGGUCGACCCCGGUUUGUGGCAGGGUUUUUUUCCAGGACGAACGUGGGCAA
Messenger RNA from Asterias rubens (European starfish), 2106 nucleotides. Its product is annotated as synaptotagmin-12-like. The transcript has 8 exons. The coding region runs from base 434 to 1711 and encodes 425 amino acids. Gene Ontology annotation, molecular function: SNARE binding; calcium ion binding; calcium-dependent phospholipid binding. Gene Ontology annotation, biological process: regulation of dopamine secretion; cellular response to calcium ion; calcium-ion regulated exocytosis. Gene Ontology annotation, cellular component: membrane. Lineage: Eukaryota; Metazoa; Echinodermata; Asteroidea; Forcipulatida; Asteriidae. The record is from RefSeq and is a predicted model, not a curated record.